Messenger RNA from Biomphalaria glabrata, 2261 nucleotides. RefSeq names its product SNARE-associated protein Snapin-like. NCBI's taxonomy places the organism in Eukaryota, Metazoa, Mollusca, Gastropoda, Planorbidae. The transcript is spliced from 4 exons. Gene Ontology annotation, cellular component: synaptic vesicle; BORC complex; BLOC-1 complex. Gene Ontology annotation, molecular function: SNARE binding. Gene Ontology annotation, biological process: endosome to lysosome transport; lysosome organization; regulation of synaptic vesicle exocytosis. The coding region runs from base 79 to 456 and encodes 125 amino acids. The record is from RefSeq and is a predicted model, not a curated record.
AAUUUUUUAUUUCAGAAACGGAAGUGAUAAGGGGGAGGAAUAAAAGUAAACAUAGAUAUAAACAAUCACAAUAUCAUUAUGUCGGUAUUAGGAGAAAAACCUUUAGAUCACGAAAACAGAGAUGCAAUAGCGCGUGGACUAGUAGAUUUAUUAAAACCAGCUGUAGAUGAAAUAGACGAGCGUGUAAAAUGCGUUAGGGAGAGUCAAGUGGAACUGAGACAGAAGAUUGAUUCCCUUUGUGAAGAUCUGAAGAAGAUAUCUGAAAAUGAUCCUGUUCCCAUAGAACUUGAGCCAUAUGUAAAAAAAUUGAAUAGCUCACGAAGACGUGUUAUGUUGGUCAAUAGUAUACUUCAAAAUGUUCAGGACAGACUGACUAAACUUCACAAUAAUAUUUCUAAAGAAACUGCAAGGAGAAAAACCAUGCUUGACCCAUCGUCUCCAUCACACCAGAAGUGAUGUUAAUAACUAGUUUUUCCCCGUUUGUUGAUUCUCCGCUUUCCACUUGUUGAUUUUUUUUUUGUAUGUGACUGGAUAUAAUUAUAUUGCUUGUCCUUAGGAAUACUCCUUAGAGUUUGAUUAGUAAUGAAAUGAUAGCUUUUUAAUUUCUAGUCAUUCCUUAACUUACAAGUUUUGUUUUGCAAGUUAUCUUAAUUUUAUAUAUAUAUUAAUUUACUGUAUUAGCUGUAACUGACAGCAGUAAAUAUUUCUUAUCUUAACUUUGUUUAGAAAUACUUUUCUUUGCCCACAUCUGUUUCAUUUCAUUGCAUAUAAAUCUUAUCUUUUACUAGACAGAUAUUACCCGCUGCCCGCUGGUCUUAACUUGCAUAUUGCUGAUGUAGUCACUGAUAUAGUGCAUUAGAAACAAUUAAAGAAAAUAAUAAUGUUGUAAUUAAAGCGAAUGCAUGAAUUCAUGAAUACAAAAAUAUUAUGAAUGGAGCUAAAAAUAGCUAAUUGACCUGAAUUCACAUGAUAUUAAGAAUUGAGUUGCACUAAUGUAAAAAUGCUUUAGAAAAACAAAUCUGAAUGUUAAUUUGAUUAAAAUAUGAAAUGAAUGGUCUAUAAUUAGUGUGUUCGUUUGUCAAAGUAUAAAACUAUUUUUGCGAAAAGAAGUUCUAUCAUCUUAGAGUUGAAUGAGUGUUUUAGACCUAGGAAUAGAGAGAUGUUUAACCUUUACAGUAAUGUCUAAUGAAAGAAUGCAUGUCAGGACUUCUAAAAUCGCAGAUAUAAGGAACAAAUUUAUGUAAAAAUGCUUUUGAAACACAUAUUUGAAGCUUAAUUUUAUUAAAUAAUGAAAUCAAUAGACUUUAUUUUGUAUUUUCAUGUGUCAAAGUAAAAAAACAUUAUGCGCAAAGUGUAGUUCUUAAAUUAGAUCUAGAUCCUUUCGAUCUUUGCAUCUAAACAUUGGUAAAAUAGCCUAGAUCGAUCAAUUUAUAAUGCUUUCAUAGAGUUGGUCAACUUUUUUUUUUGAGGGUCUUAAGUUAGUUUUAUGGCUACAAUACAUAAACUACGGUCUAAGUUAGUACCCAAGGAACAUUUCUGUCAAGUUUUAUCAAGAUUGGUCAAACGGUUUUGAUUUCUAUUUGUAACAUACAUACAUACGCCUUACUUUCUACUUUAUAGUAUAGAUGAUACAGAAGUUACUUCAAAAAAGAAGAUGAUUUCAUCCUACGACUCAUGCAAUGUUUUUAUUGUUUGUGACACAAAUGAAAUUGAAAGGGUAAAUGCCUCGAGAUAUUUUUGUCAAAGUGUGUUUUGAGAUUUCUGCAAGGGUGAUGAUGUAUGAUUGUAUUCUUUGUACAGACUUUUUUUUUUGUUGUACUUGAUUACAGUUAACUCCUCUUUCUUGUGAGAGUGUGAACAAACUUACCAAGUCUUUGUUAUCUGAAAUUUAUUCUAGCUGCUACUCUCUGUAGAGUUGUUCCUAAAAGCUAAUUAGUUUCUGGUGUCACAUUUAACAAAGAGGAGCAGGUCAUGGUUGCCUCUGACAUUUGAAUAUUUGUAUAGAGAUAGUUAUCUCCCUACAUAGAACUAGUGGCAUGACCGUAGGAUGUCCAGGAUAUAAAGGUUGAUGUUCAAAACUAGUGAAGGCUUUAUUUUUUACCUGUGAUCUGAGUUGUCCCAGGGUUUUUAAAAAGAUGUGUGUGUGAAGUUUUAACCUUAAGUACUUUUUUUUAAUUAUUCUAAAAAAUUUGUCAAUAGUUAAAAUUGCUUGAAUUUUAUUGCUGAUAUGAGCUAAUCAAUAAAUAUUUGACAAUAAUUCA